Gasterosteus aculeatus aculeatus (three-spined stickleback) is the source of this 5476-nucleotide messenger RNA. RefSeq names its product F-box and leucine-rich repeat protein 4 (gene fbxl4). Gene Ontology annotation, molecular function: protein binding. The record is from RefSeq and is a predicted model, not a curated record. Gene Ontology annotation, cellular component: SCF ubiquitin ligase complex. NCBI's taxonomy places the organism in Eukaryota, Metazoa, Chordata, Actinopteri, Perciformes, Gasterosteidae. Gene Ontology annotation, biological process: SCF-dependent proteasomal ubiquitin-dependent protein catabolic process.
GGCAGGAAUGUGGUUUUUUUGUGGUUGUUUGUUGAAAUGUCCGUUAAAAAGGGAACAAGAGGAUUGGUCAUCAUGACUGAACAUAUCGAUCUACGUUCCCCGUACAUUUAAAUUAUGAGCCACCCCCUUUGAUUGCCCGAUUCUGCAGAGCUAGCUACGGAAGCUAACGCUUAUGUUUUGACAGCUGAGCUUGUUUGAAUUGCCAUAGGCUAACUAGCUAACGUUGGCUAGCUAGCUGACGGACGGCAGCUUCUUAACCGUUAGCUAAACAAACAACAUAAGCUGUACGGAUGCAGCUCCCCUCGUUGAAACACGUCACUUCAGAGAGCAACACUUUCCUUCGAGGUAACGCUAGUACAAGUCAUGCACGCAGCCGGGCCUCCAGCCUGCGCUCUGCACACUGCCAGCGAUUGAGCCGGUGUCCUUGGAGUAGGUGGAGGCUCUUCCUCUCUUUCUCCCCGCUGCCUCCGAUCAACCUCCGCGUUCCCUAUGUUAACCCUCUUGAGCAUGUUUUACUAUAUCUGUCUGCGGCGGCGCUCCAGGAGCGGGACUCGAGGCGAGGCCCUCACCAGCCGGAGGGCCGUGGAGUCCGGCCAGCGUGCGGUGCUACCGAUCAGUGUGGAGGUGGAGCAGUACGCCAAGGAGGUUCUGGACUUCAGCUCCCACUAUGGCAGUGAGAAUAGCAUGUCGUACACCAUGUGGAACCUGGCCGGGGUACCUAACGUCUACCCCAGCUCGGGGGACUUCACUCAGACGGCUGUAUUCAGAGCUUACGGGACGUGGUGGGAACAAUGUGCCAGUGCUCCGCCACCUUUUCGUCGGACCCCGAAAGCCUUCCACAGCCAGGAUUAUAUUGAACUGGGUUUCGAGGAGCCGGUCUACCCCACAGCAGUGGAAGUGCUUGAGACUUAUUACCCUGGAACUAUUGUUCAGAUUCUGGCCUGCUCUCACAACCCCUUCUCCCAGAAUCCACCAACCGAUGUCAGGUGGGAGGUGCUGUGGUCAGGGGAGCCCACCAAGGUGCUGACACCCCAGGCCCGUCAGUUUUCCCCUACCAUCAAGCACAUCGGCUUCCCCACCAACCUGCUGCGUCUGGAGGUCAACAGCUCCCUGCUGGACUACUACACCGAGCUGGACGCUGUGAUCCUGCGCGGGGUAAAAGAGAGGCCGAUGCUGGCCCUCUACAAGAUGCCUAUCAUCGACAUAAACGACCUGAGUGACAGCGAGGAAGAGCUCUCUGAUGUGGGCGGUCCUUUCAGACAAGGAGGAGACGGCAAGAACCAGAGGACGGGCAACGGCUACUUUGACAAGCUGCCCUAUGAGCUCAUUCAGCUGAUACUGAGCCACCUGACCCUGCCGGACCUCUGCCGUCUGGCCCAGAGCUGUAAGCUGCUGCACCAGCACUGCUGCGACCCGCUCCAGUACACCCAGCUGAGUCUGCAGCCCUACUGGGGCCGGCUGAGUGACGCCUCCUUGGGACACCUGCAGGGCCGCUGCACCCUCCUCCAGAGGCUCAACCUGUCCUGGACCGGCAACCGCGGAGCUCUCACCCUGACCGGCUUCAGCAGCUUUAUGAAGGCCUGUGGUCUCAGCCUCGGCUGCCUGGAACUGUCCUGCUGCCACUUCCUGAAUGAGCCCUGUCUGGAGGUCAUCUCUCAGACUUGUCCCGCGCUGCAGGACCUCAACCUGUCGUCCUGCGACCGCCUCCAGCCGCAGGCCUUCGCCCACAUCUCGAAACUAACACGCCUCCGCAGGCUGGUGCUCUAUCGGACCAAGAUAGAGCAAACAGCCAUUCUGAGCAUCCUGACCUUCUGCAUAGAGCUGAAACACCUCAACCUGGGAAGCUGUGUGAGGAUCGAGGACUAUGACGUUGUGGCCAGUAUGCUGGCUGCCCGCUGCCGCUCACUCUGCUCCCUGGACCUGUGGCGCUGCCGAAACCUGACGGAUCGAGGCCUGGCCGAGCUGGUCUCUGGCUGCAGGAUGCUGGAGGAGUUGGACCUGGGCUGGUGUCCCACGCUGCAGAGCAGCACGGGAUGUUUCCAGCAGCUCGCCCGCUGCCUGCCGCGCUUACGCAAACUCUUCCUCACUGCCAACCGCACUGUCUGCGACUCGGACGUGGAGGAGCUGGCAGGGAGCUGCCCCUCACUGCAGCACCUCGACAUACUGGGUACCCGUUUGGUGAGCGCUGCCUCACUGAAGAAACUCCUCCAGUCCUGUCCACGACUUCUCCUCCUGGACGUCUCCUUCUGCUCGCAGAUAGACAUGCGGGUUGUCCAAGAGCUCUCCAGCCUCUUCCCCAAGGUGGCCAUCAAGAAGAGCUUCACUCAGUGACCUCAGUCCGGAUGAAGUAAGAGGAGGGAAGCUCGCCCGCAGACACUGCCACAAAAUGAAUGAGGCAGGACGGAUGUUGUCCGUCUGCCUCCGUAUCGCAGACAAGAUCUUCCAAUGGAGGUGAUUUGAUAUAACUGGUUGAACACAGUGAGGGACUUUCACUAACAGGAUUAUAGGGCGUGAGACGUUUUUGCUAAUGUUCUUUGGACACUUAAAAUCAGGGUUGUUGCAGUAAAACUGCUCCAUCUUCCCAGAAUCGGAAUCACCACUAACGUAUUGCCAAGCAACACUAUGCCCGGGUAAAUGCCACUGGAUGCAAAACGCCCCCCCCCCCACAACGAGAAGGGAGAAGGGGUGAAACACGCCCUCAUGGGGGACAGUCGGAGAAGGAGCAGGAGCUUUUGGUGGUCACUUAUUUAUGGUAGCUGGUAUUGUGCUAGCGCCUUUUUUUCCACAGUGUGCAGGAAUCAAGCUGGCUCUUUUAAUGCACCGGGUUCAUUGUGAAGGCAUCUGCUAAAAUGCGAUGAGAAGAGAUCUGCCUCGAGGGUGUUAAAGAUGAAAACAAUAGAGUCAACGCAGCAUUAUUUAACACAAUGUGCAAGUAUCGCAGUAUUUGUUGCUGCAAACCGACCGUAGACACAAAACAUGAAAACGAAUACACCAUCUCAAACUGUCCUUGCACCUGAGAUUCCCAGAUAACAAGUUUUUAUCAAAAAAGCAUAUGUGAGAACUUGUGAAAAGCAUUUGUUGAAAUUUCCACAUGUGCUAUAAAUAAUAUAGUAAAAACACCUACGGUGUAAAAUAAAAUCAGCACAAGUGAAAAGAGAAGUUAUAGUGUGAAAUCUGUUAUAAAGGUAUAAAAUAAACAUUGAGAAAAGAAGUUAAGUGACCGAUCUAAGUUAAGGGUACGCAUGAUUGUCAAUUACUUGAUAGAUUCAUUAUUUCAGGUCAAACUGUUAAUGUCAGACAGUUCUGAUGCAACAAAUAUAUUAAUACAUCUUCUGAAACCAUAAUAUGAGGACGUCUCCAACCACAAUAUAUGGGUUCUAUACAGCAUUUUUAUAUGUAUAUAUGUAUGUGUAUAUAUAUAUAUAUAUAUAUAAAUUAGGAAUGACUUUAAUGGAGAUGUGGCAUGGUGAUGGCCUUCUCUUUGAGCCAAUUAUAUAUACAGGACCGCUGUUAAACUCAACGUUAGACUUUUGUUGGAUUAAAUCUGUAGAGUCACCGGAUCUAAAGUACCUGAUCCGGGUCCCUUUCUGUUUACAUCUGCCCUCUGAAUCUAACACGGCGUUGAAGGUGCCUUUCACACAGGAAGCGGUUCGCGCUGCACGCUGAUGGGCUCCACAGAGUCGUGCUUUCGUGCUGAAAGGCCCUUUACGUUCCACUGGUUAUGACCGAGGCUUUUCAACAAAACUCUGGCCCAGUAAGGACAGACAAAUGUAUACAAUUUUUAAUUAUUUAUCUUUUUUUUUUUUUAAGUUGGGCAAUUAGGUGAUUGGAUUGAUUGUGUUUGCUUAGCUUAGGUCAUUCUUUUGCUUAGCUGUUGUUUUGGUUGUGUGAUUAUAAAGGAUGAGCGCUUUGUCUCCAGAGAUGAAUGAUACAGUUUGAAAGCCACCGGUUCCACGACGCUCUCCUGAUGUUGCAUGCUUCUCCUGUUGUCCUUCACGCUGAGCGGUCUGUCCCCGCUGUUUGACUACAGCCACCUCUUGGUGUAUUUACCUACCUAAGCUUUGCCGAUGAGAUGGAGCAAUGUGGAAUCAGUGGGGGACGGUAUGUGCAAACACUCUUAUGUGACCUCAGUAUUUGUCCUGAAACUCAGGGGUUUUAAUAUUUCAUCUGGUUUUAGGUUUUUUGUUUUGUUUUUUUUUACGUGCAUUUUGCUGCUCCUAAAACCAGCACGAGUCUUUACAGUGUUGCUCUUCGAGACAAACGCACACCGCACAGACGUGACUGUGACUAAAGUUCUAGCUUAUUGGCUGUGGAAUGUUUCUGUAAUUGUACGAUUGUUAAAAAUAUAUUGAUGUCCGCGAUUAUUUCAUAAUUUAAUCAUAUUUUAUUAAUGUAAUUUAUUUUCAAUUGCUUUGAAUACAUUUCUUUUUUGUCUUUCUUUUUUCUUUAAAGCACAUGCUCCUUGUCAAUAUUUGUGCCUUACGCUCCUGUUUGAGUGUGGUGUGAUGUCCGUGUGGUGUAGGUUGUAGUGAAGAGCUUUGAUUUUAUGGCCUUCAACCAAAGCAGAACGCAGACACCUGGUCUUUAAUCCCACGGCUAUAUUUGACCAGUUUAAAUGCCAUUUAUUGUAAAUCAGCAGUUAAUAUGCCAAAUCAUAUUCAUUUAUACUUCCCUGUGUGAUAAAAAUGUUAUUUAAACGUUAUUACGUUACCCCUAUACGCAUAAACAGUACUAAACAUUUUGGGAAACUUUUUUUUUUUCACAAAGACUGGAAGAGAAUCUCCAGCUCUGCACAAAUAAUGGAAACAGAGGGAGGCUAUUUGCUUAAAUGGAGAGAAAACGCAUUUCCCACAAGACCACAGUUGUCUUCUAUGUGGUUUGUUGAGCGGAACACAUGCAAAAAGCAUUUGACUAUAGAAUGAAUAAAUUACCUACACUAGGUCAAGUAAAUGAGGUUUAAAGCGGUUUGAAUAUUUGUUUUGACUAGUGGCUGCAGUGACUUUCUUUGGUGGAGGACAGUAGAGUGCUGAAUGACUUGGCCUUCUAUGACAACAGUUAAACUACAUAAAGUGAGUUUUCCAAAUGCGUAUUUGGAUCAAAGUUAAUAUCUUUAGAUUUUUAAAAACCCAGCUCCUCUCUAAACGCCAGCCGACCUCCUGCUUCCAGUCUUUGUGCCGACAGGCUAAACGUUUCCCAGACCGAUCAAACCGACGGUCACCGUCUUACCAACGAAGCCGUUUGGUCGAACACCUGCCAAUGUUGGUCUGGCUUUAGCCUCCUACCUUGAGCAAGUGGGACGCUCUGCUUCUCUGUCGUGAAUAUGCAUCAACCUGUGUGCCAUCCGUAGGACAUGCAGAUGAGCUCCCUGUGCUGCAGAAUGAAAGUCACUGUUCUGUGAAAGGAUUGUGCCUCUGUCACGAUGAAACUGGGUGCUUCAAUUUCACUAGAUUUUAAAUAAACUGAAUGCGGAUGACUC